Molecule: messenger RNA, 561 nt
Organism: Stegodyphus dumicola
Lineage: Eukaryota; Metazoa; Arthropoda; Arachnida; Araneae; Eresidae
Source: RefSeq, a predicted model, not a curated record
AUGGAAGAAGCUGGACAAUGUCGAUCACCAGAUAAAAUUAGGGAAAUUUACGGAACCUUUAUAUCAUCUUGCGGCCUUACUAAACCUCAAACUGUAUGGGAUAAGUACAAGAAGGACAUGGUGGAAGAUAUUUUGCGGCGAUUGCAGCGAAUACAUGCACAUAUGAAUUUCAAUGAGCACAUCUAUAAUGAAGCACUGAUUAUAAUUGAAAACAAGAUUUUCACACUGAUGGGGAAGAAGCUUCAAGAUUUUGGAAUUCUUAGUCCACGACGAUCAGACAAAAAUUACUUUAAUGAUGAAAUUGCUCAAGAAUUCGAUUACAAUUUCAUUGCAUUGCAGCAGAAAGUGACAGAAUUAGUCCCUCAAUUACUUCCAAUACAAAGUUACGUGUUCCAUCAGGUGUUACGUAAAAUAGAAUCCCGAAAUGGUGCAUUUUUCUUUCUCGGCGCUCCUGGAAGAUCUGGGAAAACGUUUUUGCUAAAUUUAUUAUUAAUGUCCGUCAGAAAAGACCAGAAAAUAGCAGUGCUGUGGCUUCUUCUGGUAUACCUACUACAAUUUUGA